Coregonus sp. 'balchen' is the source of this 14009-nucleotide messenger RNA. The record is from the annotation of a GenBank genome assembly. Lineage: Eukaryota; Metazoa; Chordata; Actinopteri; Salmoniformes; Salmonidae.
CUACUGUGUCUCCUGUGUGUCCUGUCUUCCCUGGUGGAUCUAACCAACGCCUGCCCUCCGACCUGCCUCUGCAACGCCACCGACGUAGACUGCAGCGGGCGCGGCCUGCUCUCCAUGCCCGCCCUCACCCAGCUUCCCGUCACCACCCGCACCCUCCUGCUGCCCAACAACCACCUCUCCUCCCUGAGUCCAGGGUCCUUUGCUAACCUCACCUCCCUGGAUCGACUGGAUCUUUCCAACAACUAUCUGGAUAAUCUACCCCCUGCACUCUUCAAGGACCUGGGGAAUCUAUCUGAUCUGACCCUCCACAACAACAGUCUUAGGGCCUUGGAUAGGGAUCUCUUCCAGGGGCUGGUGGGGGUGAGGAAAGUUAGAUGUCUCCCUCAACGGGCUGUCUGAGAUCCCCCUGGGUCUGCUGGAUGAGCUGCAGGGGCUGACGUGGCUCUCCCUGGCCGGGAACAGGCUACAUGCCCUGCAGAGAGCCGCCUUCGAGCCCCUGGCUAACCUUCAGUAUUUACAGCUAGGGGCUAACCCCUGGGAGUGUGACUGCAACCUGAGGGACUUCAAGCACUGGAUUGAGUGGCUGCUGUACAGAGGUGAGAGUGAAGGGUAUGUUUUGUGUCAGGGUUUGGGUUUGGGAGGGAGGGAGGGAGGGAGGGGGGAGGGAGGGAGGGAGGGUGUUUCUCCUGAGUGUGUAGAGUGACUUGCUGUAAAUGAUACAGUCUUUACUGUACUGUACUCAACUCUAGUCUUCUACACUCUACUAACUACUUACUGCUAAGCAGUCCUUUGGGACUGCAACUUUGGAGUCUCUAUACUCUGCCCCAGUUGGGAGUUGGUUUGGUGGGGUAGAUUUAGAGGAUAGUCCCAGACUUUACAAGCCUAUGGCAACGUCAGGGAAACUCCUCUCUUGGAGUUAUAUGCUAGCCAAAGUGACCUUCUUCUGUUGUGGCACUGUAAUAGACAGGUACCAUCCUAACAGCCAGAUAGCGUCCUAACAGCCAGAUAGCGUCCUAACAGCCAGGUACCAUCCUAAAAGCCAGGUACCAUCCUAACAGCCAGGUACCAUCCUAAAAGCCAGGUACCAUCCUAACAGCCAGAUAGCGUCCUAACAGCUAGGUACCAUCCUAAAAGCCAGGUACCAUCCUAACAGCCAGGUACCAUCCUAACAGCACAGAUAGCUCCUAACACGCAGGUACCAUCCUAAAAGCCAGUACCAUCCUAACAGCCAGGUACCAUCCUAAAAGCCAGGUACCAUCCUAACAGCCAGAUAGCGUCCUAACAGCUAGGUACCAUCCUAAAAGCCAGGUACCAUCCUAACAGCCAGAUAGCGUCCUAACAGCUAGGUACUAUCCUAACAGCCAGAUAGCGUCCUAACAGCUAGGUACCAUCCUAACAGCCAGAUAGCAGUCCUAACAGCUAGGUACCAUCCUAACAGCCAGAUAGCGUCCUAACAGCUAGGUACCAUCCUAACAGCCAGAUAGCGUCCUAACAGCUAGGUACCAUCCUAACAGCCAGAUAGAUCCUAACAGCUGGUACAUCCUAACAGCCAGAUAGCGUCCUAACAGCUAGGUACUAUCCUAACAGCCAGAUAGAGUCCUAACAGCUAGGUACCAUCCUAACAGCCAGAUAGUGUCCAAACAGCUAGGUACCAUCCUAACAGCCAGAUAGCGUCCUAACAGCUAGGUACCAUCCUAACAGCCAGAUAGCGUCCUAACAGCUAGGUACCAUCCUAACAGCCAGAUAGUGUCCUAACAGCUAGGUACCAUCCUAACAGCCAGAUAGCAUCCUAACAGCUAGGUACCAUCCUAACAGCCAGAUAGCGUCCUAACAGCCAGGUACCAUCCUAACAGCCAGAUAGCAUCCUAACAGCUAGGUACCAUCCUAACAGCCAGAUAGUGUCCUAACAGCUUGGUGCCAUCCUAACAGCCAGAUAGCGUCCUAACAGCUAGGUACUAUCCUAACAGCCAGAUAGAGUCCUAACAGCUAGGUACCAUCCUAACAGCCAGAUAGUGUCCAAACAGCUAGGUACCAUCCUAACAGCCAGAUAGCGUCCUAACAGCCAGAUAGAGUCCUAACAGCUAGGUACCAUCCUAACAGCCAGAUAGUGUCCUAAACAGCUAGGUACCAUCCUAACAGCCAGAUAGCGUCCUAACAGCCAGAUAGCGUCCUAACAGCCAGGUACCAUCCUAACAGCCAGAUAGCGUCCUAACAGCUAGGUACCAUCCUAACAGCCAGAUAGCAUCCUAACAGCCAGAUAGCGUCCUAACAGCGAGGUACUAUCAUAACAGCCAGAUAGCGUCCUAACAGCUAGGUACCAUCCUAACAGCCAGAUAGCAUCCUAACAGCUAGGUACCAUCCUAACAGCCAGAUAGCGUCCUAACAGCUAGGUACCAUCCUAACAGCCAGAUAGCAUCCUAAAAGGCAGAUAGCGUCCUAACAGCUAGGUACCAUCCUAACAGCCGAUAGCGUCCUAACAGCUGGUCCAUCCUAACAGCCAGAUAGCGUCCUAACAGCUAGGUACCAUCCUAACAGCCAGGUACCAUCCUAACAGCCAGAUAGCGUCCUAACAGCUAGGUACCAUCCUAACAGCCAGAUAGCGUCCUAACAGCUAGGUACCAUCCUAACAGCUAGGUACCAUCCUAACAGCCAGAUAGCAUCCUAACAGCCAGGUACCAUCCUAACAGCCAGAUAGCGUCCUAACAGCCAGAUAGCGUCCUAACAGCCAGGUACCAUCCUAACAGCCAGAUAGCGUCCUAACAGCCAGGUAUCGUCCUAACAGAGAGGUACCGUCCUAACAGCCAGGUAGCGUCCUAACAGAGAGGUACCGUCCUAACAGAGAGGUACCGUCCUAACAGAGAGGUACCGUCCUAACAGCCAGGUAGCGUCCUAACGCCACCGUAGCUUUUAGCCUCAUGAUUUUCAAUGCCUCCUCUGUAGAAUACAGACAACCCCUGUUUUUGUAUAUUUAUUCGCCCGCCCUUUAAAAACCCCCCGUCUCGGACAUGAAAACUCCCAGGUUGAACACUUCUCAGUUUUUCUCGCCUGACAAAUUUACGCACACUCUUACACGGGAAUACGAUAAAUCGGCACAGAAAAAAUAAAGGGUUAAAAAUAAAGCUGAAUUCUUAUUAAACUGUAAAAAACACGGCCAUCCCCUCCAGUUUUUAGGCAUUUUUAAAGGACGUGGGGUGUAGCGGUCGUGUUUUGUGUGGGGUGUGUUUGAGGUGAAAAAAGUGGAGCGCACUUUUCGUGUUGUGGUUGUGUGUGUUUGUGUGGUUUAGGUGAUAAAGUGAGAGAAAAGGGGGGCCCAGUGUGUUUUGUGUUGUGUGUUGUGGGUGUGGUUUUGUGUGUGUGUGUGUGUGUGGGGUUGGGGUGUGUGUGGUGGUGUGUGUGUGUGUUUUGUGUGUGUGGUGGGUGUGUGGUUUGGGGGUGCGGAGGGCGCGGAGGUCCUGUUGUGCUUUGUGUCGUGUUUUGGGGUGGUGUGGUGUGUGGUGUGUGUUGUGUGUUUUGGGGUUUUUUGAGGUGACGGAGAGCGCAGGCGGGUCCGUGGGUUUCACCCAUUUUCCUGAUACCCUGCGGCACCCUAUGCCCCCAUUCACAUCCGGGAGAGAGGAGAGUGGGGAAGGGGACUCUACCCAAACAGCCUCUCACCUGAGGUUUUUCCCUCCCCUGCUGGUCCCCCUCUAUUCCUGGGAUUUCGUUAAUACCCUUCCUUUGAGGGAAUAGCGGGGGCUGGCAAGUAUCUUUUUUCAACCACUAUAGUGGGCUUUUUUAAAAAAUUCCAAAGUCUCUUUUUUCCAAACCACGAUGAUGGGCUUUUUUAAAAUGGCAUGGGGUUUGAGCCUGGGCAUGAUCUUUGUGUAUACUAAAUGUUUGUGUUACAUCUGUGUGACGAUGUUUGUUUUCGUAGACUUUAUUCCCAUCAACCAAAGAAACAAAUCCACAUCAAUCACCCAACUCUGGUUUAAACCUUUUCUGCAAGCCUUUCAUUUUUGUUCACUGUUGCUGAUCUCAAUCUGGAAAUGCUCAUCAAUGCAAAUGCAAUAUUCAAAAACCCGUUUUGUUAACCCUUCCUUUUCUCACAGACACAGAUAUCAAAAGGGCCGGGGUUUAAAAACUUCCUCGUUCUUUUAGUUUGGAAAACAAAAGGUUCCGUUGCUAGCGUUCCCCCCUGACAAAUGUUGAGACAAAGAGCAUGUAUAUACAUCCUCCCUUCCUCCCCUCCCCCUCCCUUAGGGCCCCAUGAGUCCUAAUCCUUGUGUUGCUGUCCACACAUAGCUUUUCUUCCCCAGGCACUCCGCACCUUGGGCCAACCCUUGCUGUACAUGAUUAAACUAAACAAUUUUCCACAGGGUUUUUUAGGCCAUCUCCAAUUCAACAUGGAAAAUCCCGUUAGAGGCUUCACCCCUCCUGCAGACAAUAGACCCUGAUGUCAGACAAAAGCAUAACAGUCCUGUAAGGGGGGUGGAUGUUGCAUGCUACUGUGAACCCCCCCCCCCCGGCCCACAAUGGCUGCCCCUUUAAAUUUUUUUUUUAAUUGAUGAAACUGCACCAAACCUUUUUUUACCAGAGGAUAGACGUAUGUGGGGGUUGUAAUUUAUCCUUUUCUCUCUCUCUCCUCUUAAAAUAAAAAAUCUGUGCUUUUACUUGAAAUACAGUUAUUUUUCCUUUUUCUUCUUUUUCCCCCCCUCUCUUCCUCUACCCCCCCCCACCUUUCUCCCCUCUCCUGUCCUCUACCCCCCUCUUCUUCCCCCCUCUUGUCCUAUACCUCCCUCUUCUCCCCCUCUCCCCUCUUCUGCCUAUUCCCCCCUACCUCUCUCCCCCUCUUUGGGCCUCUUUCCCCCCCCCCUUCUCUCCCCCUCUCUCUGUCCUCCCACCCCCCCCUUCUCUCCCCCUCUUGUCCCUUCCCCCCCCCACCUUUUCUCCCCCUCUCGCCCUUACCCCCACCUUUCUUCCCCCCCUCUCUGUCCUCUUCCCCCCCACCUUUUUCCCCCUCUCUCUGUCCUUAUCCCCCCCCACUCUUCUUCCCUUCUCGGCCUCACCCCCCUUUUUUCCCCCCCUCUCUCGUCCUCAUCCCCCCCUACCCUCCCCCCCCCCCCUCUGUCUUUCCCCCCCUCUUCUUCCCCCUCCUCUCUUCCCCACCCCCCCCCCUUCCCCCCCUCUCCUUUCCUCAUCCCCCUCUUCUCCCCCCCCCUCUCCUUUCCCCCCCCCCCUAUUUCUCUCCUUCCCUCUCGUCCUCAUCCCCCCCCCUUUUCCCCUCUCCCUCUCUCUUUCCCUAUCCCCCACCCUUCUCCUCCCCUUCGUCCCACCCCCCCCUUCUCUCCCCUCCCUUCCCUAUCCCCCCCACCUUUCCCCCCCUCUCGUUUCCCCCCACCCCCCCCCCUCUCUCCCCCCUCCUUGCCUCUACCCCCCCCCUUCUCCCCCCCUCUCUGUCCUAUAUCCCCCUAUUUCCCCCCUUCCUCUCCCCCUCUCCUGCCCCCUAUCCCCCUACUUCUCCCCCCCCCCCAUCCCCCCCCCCUUUCCCCCCCCCCCCCAUCCCCCCACUUUCCCCCCCCCCCCCCCCCUCCUUUCCUCACCCCCCACCCUUUUCUCCCCCCUCUCCCCUCUCCUUCCCUAUCCCCCUAUUCUUCCCCCCUCUCUGCCUAUCCCCCCAAACCUUUUUUUCCCCCCCCUCUCUUUUCCCCUACCCCCCCCUUCCUUCUCCUCCCCCCCUUCUUCCCCAUCCCCCUACCCCUCCCCCCUUCUGCCCCUUUCCCCCCCUCCUUCCUCCCCCUCUCUCUCCUCUUUUCCCCCCCCUUUUCUCCCCCCCCCCUCCGCCUCUACCCCCCCUUCUUCCCCCCCUUCGUCCUUAUCCCCCCCCUCCCCCUCUCCUGCCUCUUCCCCCCAAUCCACCUCUCCUCCCCUAAGUCCCAGGUUCCGUUGCUAACCUCACCUCCCUGGCUCGAGCCUGGAUCUUUCCCACAACUAUCUGGUAAUCUAACCCCCUGCACUCUUCAAGGACCUGGGGAAUCUAAUCCUGAUCUGCCUCCACAACAACAGUCUUAGGGGCCCUUGGACUUGGAUCUCUUCGCAGGGACUGUUGGGGGUGAGGAAGUUAGAUGUUCUCUCUCAACGGGCUGUCUGAAUCCCCCUGGGAUCUGCUGGAUGAGCUGCAGGGGCUGCCGUGGCUCGGCCUGCCCGGAACAUGCUUACUGCCCUGGCAAAGCCCGCCUGCGGCCCCUGCUAAACCUUUCAGUAUUUACCGCUAGGGGGCUAACACCUGGGAGUGUGACUGGCACCCUUAUGGACUUCAAGCACCCUCGGAUUGAGUGGCUGCUGUAUCAGAGUGAGAGUGAAGGGUUGUUUUGUGUCAGGGUUGGGUUUGGGAGGGAGGGAGGGAGGGAUUGGAGUGGAUGAUGGAGAGAGUGGUGUUCUCCUGGUUGUGUAGAGUUACUUGCUGUAAAUGAUACUCUUUUUACUGUACUGUACUCAACUCUAUCUUCUUACCGCUACUACACUACUACUGCUAGCGUCCUUUGGGACUGGCAACUUUGGGUCUCUAUACUCUGCCCCAAGUUGGGAAGUUGGUUUUGGUGGGUAAGAUUUUGGAGGAUAGUCCCCAGACUUUACAAAGCCUAUGGCAAACGUCAGGGAAACUUACCUCUCUUGAGUUAUAGCUAGCCAAAGUGACCUUCUCUGUUUGUGGCCCUGUAAUAGACAGGUACCUCCUACCAUCCAGAUAUGCGUCCUAAACAGCCAUAUCGUCCUAACAGCCAGGUACAUCCUAAAGCCAGUACCUCCUAACAGCCAGGUGACCGACAUCCUAAAGCCAGGUAACCAUCCUACAACACCAGAUAGCGUCCUAACAGCUAGGUAUCCAUCCUACAGCCAGGUCACCAUCCUACGCCGGAUGACCCGUCCUAACAGCUAGGUAACUAUCCUAACAGCCAGAUAUCGUCCUAACACUAGUCCCAUCCUAAAAGCCAGAUAGCUCCGAACAACUCGGUACCAUCCCCAAUCCUCACAGCCAGAUAGCGUCCUAACAGCUAGGUCCAUCUAACAGCCAAGCUAUGCGUCCUAACAUCUAGGUACCAUCCUAACAGCCAGUAGCCUCCUAACACUUGGUGCUAUCCUAACAAGCCAGAUAGCGUCCUAACAGCUCGUACUACCUAAGCCAGAUAAGCCUAAAGCUUAGGUAAACCACCUAACACCAGAUAGUUCCAACAGCUAGGUACCAUCCUAAACGCCAUACUGCGUCGCUACAGCUAGGUACCAUCCUAACAGCCAGAUAGCGUCCUACGCUAUGUACAUCCUACCGCCGAUAUUGUUCACUAACAGCUAGUUACCAUCUAACGCCAGAUAGCAAUCCACAGCUAGGUCCCAUCCUCACAGCCAGUCGCGUCUAACAGCCCGUUCCAUCCUAGACAGCAAAUAGCAUCUACAGCUAGGUACCCCAUCCUAACGCCUAUAGUGGUCCUAACAGCUUGUGCCAUCCUAAACAGCCAGAUAGCGGUCCUACACUAGGUACUAUCCUACAGCCAUAUCGAAUUCCUACAUCUAAGGUACCAUCCUACACCAGAUAGUGUCCCAAACAGCUAGGUACCUCCUCCAGCCAGAUCGCGUCCAACACCAAUAGAGUCCUAACCGCUAUGUACCUCCUAACAGCCCAUAGUGUCCAAACAGCUAUGUACCAGCCUAACAGCCAGAUAGCGUCCUAGACAGCCAGAUAGCGUCCCUAACAAACCAUUGUACCAUCCUAACAAGCCAGACUAGCGUCCUAAACAGAUAGUACAUACUAACAGCAGAUAGCAUCCUAAAGCCAUAUAGCGUCUAACGCGAGGUACUAAUAACAUCCAGAAUAGCGUCCUAAACGCUAGGUACCAUCCGGAACAGCCAGAUAGCAUCCUAACAGCUAGGUACCAUCUAACAUCCAGAUACGUCCUAACAAGCUAGGACCAUCCUAACAGCCAGAUUAAAAAAAAAGCAACAAGCCUAAUGGCAGAUAGCGUCCUACAGCUGGUACCAUCCUAACAGCCAGAUAGCUCCAGACACUAGGACUAUCCUACCAGCCCUAUAGCUCCUAACAGCUAGGUACCAUCCUAACAGCCAGAAUACCUCCUAACAUUCUUACAUUACAUUUUAGUCCUUUCAGCAGACGCUCUUAGUCCAAGCGACUUACUUUAGUGAUCAUUUUUUUAACGGGUCCCCUUGGGGAAUCGAACCCACAAACCCUGGCGUUUGCAACGCCAUGCUCUAUCACUGAGCUACAUCCCUCCGCCAUUCCCUCCCCUCCCUGGACAACGCUGGGCCAUUGUGCGUCGCCCAUCGAGUCUCCCGUCCCGUCCGCUGCGACAGAGCCUGGAUUCGAACCGAUCUCUAUUGGCACAGUUAGCACUGCUGCAGUGCCUUAGAACCCUGCGCCACUCAGGGUUCACAGCCAGUACCAUGCCUAACAGCCAGAUAGCGUCUAACGUAGUCACCAUCCUACAGCCAGAUAGCGUCCUACACCUAGUACCACCAUCCUAACAGCUAGGUACCAGCCUAACACCAGAUAGGGCAAUCCUAACAGCCAGGGUACCAUCCUAACAGCCAAGAUAGCGUCCCUAACAGCCAGAUAAGCGCUCCUAAAAAGCCAGGUACCCAAUCCUAAAAGCCAGAUAGCGGCCUAACCAGCCGAGGUAUCGUCCUAAACAGAGAGGUACCGUCCUACAGCCCAGGUAGCGUUCCUGAACAGAGAGGUACCCGUCCUAACAGAGAGGUACCGUCCUAACAGAGAGGUACCGUCCUAACAGAGAGGUACCGUCCUAACAGCCAGGUAGCGUCCUAACAGCCAGCCGUAGCUUUUAGCCCUCAUGAUUUUCUAAUGCCCUCUCUCUGUAGAAUACAGAACAACCAUGUCCUGUCUUGUAUAUUUCAUUCGGACCGACCGUUACAUCCCCGUCUCGGACAGUGAAAAGCUACCAGGUUGAACACUUCUCAGCUUCUCGCACUGAGCGAAUUUACAGCACACUCUUACACGGGAAUACGAUAAAUCGGCAGCUAGAUAAAAUAAAUGGUUGAAAAAUAAAGCUGACACUUCUAGUAUUAAACUGUCAGAAGCACUGGGCCAUCCCUCUCCAGUAUUAAUUAGGCAGUUUAAAGUGACAGUGAGAGAGUGUAGGCAGGUCUGUGUGUGUGUGUGUGUGUGUGUUUGAGGUGACAAAGUGAGAGCGCAGGCAGGUUCAUGUGUGUGUGUGUGUGUGUGUGUGGUGUGUGUGUUUGAGGUGAUGAAGUGAGAGCACAGGCAGGUCCAGUGUGUGGUGUGUGUGUGUGUGUGUGUGUGUGUGUGUGUAUUGUGUGUGUGUGUGUGUGUGUGUUGUGUGGGGUGUGUGUGUGUGUGUGUGUGUGUGUGUGUGUGUGUGUGUGUGUGUGUGGUGUGUGUGUGUGUUUGAGGUGACGGAGGGCGCAGGAGGUCCAUGUGUGUGCGUGUGUGUGUGCGGUGUGUGUGUGUGUGUGUGUGUGGUGUGUGUGUGUGUGUGUGUGGUGUUUUGAGGUGACGGAGAGCGCAGGCAGGUCCGUGGGUUCACCCAUGUUCCUGAUACCCUGCUGCUACCCAUAUGCCCCCAUAUCACAUCCAGGAGAGAGGAGAGUGGGGAGAGGGAGAGCAUCUACCCAGAGACAGGCCUCUCAGCCUGAGGCUUUUCUCCCUGCUGGUCCCCCUCUAUUCCUGGAGCUUCUGUUAAUACCCUUCCUUUAGAUGGAAUAGCUGGGGCUAGGCCAAGUCAUCUGUUUCAACCACAGUAUGAGUGGGCUUGUUUAAAUGGCCAAGUCAUCUGUUUCAACCACAGUAUGAGUGGGCUUGUUUAAAUGUGCAUGUGUGUGAGCCUGGUGCAUAGAUGCAUAUGUGUAUACAGUAAAUGUUUGUGUGUACAUCUGUGUGACGAUGUAUUGGUAUUCUGUAGAGCUGUUAUUCCCAUCAACCAGAAGAAACAAAUCCACAUCAAUGCACCCAACUGCUGGCUUUAACAGCCAUUCUGCAAAGCACUUCUCAUUUUGUUCACUGCUUGGCUGAUCUCAAUCUGGAAAUGCAUCAUCAAUGCAAUAUGCAAUAUUCAAAACCAUGUUUGUUAAGCACCUUCCUUCUCUCACAGACGACAGAUGAUCAAGGCUCGGGUUAAAAUACUUCCUCGUUCUUUUAGUUUGGAAAUCAAAUGGUUCCGUUGCUAGACGUUCAGCCCUGACAAAUGUGUUGAGACAAAUGCAGCAUGUGAUCAUACAUCCUCCCUUCCUCCCCUCUCUCCCUUAGGGACAACACAUGAGUCACCUAAUCCUUGUGUUGACUGUCACACACAUAGCUAGAUCUUCCCCCGAGGCACGUCCGCACCUUGGUCCAGACACUUGCUGUAGCUAUGAUAUCAUCUAAUCAAUUAUCCACAGGCUUUAGUUGAGGCCAUCUCCAAUUCAACAUGGAAAGAGUCACAUGUUAGAGGGCUUCACCCAUCCUGACAGACAAUAGACCCUGAGUGUCAGACAGACAGACAUAGAGCAGUCACUGUAGAGCGGAGUGGUAUUGUUGCAUGCUAGCUGUGAACCCCCCCCCCCCCGGCUCCACAAUGGCUGCCAGUUGACAUUUAUUUGUAUUAAUUCUGAUGAAACUGCACACAAGCCUUUUGUUUACCAGGAGGAUGAUGACUGAUAUGUGGUGGUGGUAAUUGUAUCUCUUUCUCUUUCUCUCUCUCUCUCUCUCUCUACAAAUAACAUCUGAUGCUUUUACUCUGAAUAAUACAUGUUAUUUUUCUCUCUUUCUUCUUCUCUCCUCCCCCGCUCUCUGUCCCUACCGUCCUCUACCACCCCUCCCCCCUUCUCUCCCUCUCUCGUCCUCGAUCCCCCAUCUUCUCUCGCCCCUGCUCUCCUGUCCUAUAUCCUACCUCCUAUAUCCUCCCUACCUUCUCUCCCUCUCCUCUCUCUCUCUUCCUAUAGCCCCCCUACUUCUCUCCUUCUCUCCCUCCCCCUCCUCUCUGUCCUCUAUCCCCCUACCUCUCUCGACUUCUCUCCCCUCUCAUCUUUCCUCUAUCCCCCCACCUUCUCUCCCCCUCUGUCCUCUACCCCCCCCCCCCUUCCUCCCCCUACAUCUGUCCUCUAUCCCCCACCUUCUCUCCCCCUCUCUCUGUCCUCUAUCCCCUACCUUCUCUCCUCCCCCUCUAUCUGUUCCCUCUAUCCCCCCUAGCUUCUCUCUCCUCUCUCUGUCCUUAUCCCCCCUAUCUUUCUCUCCCCUCUCUCUGUCCCUCUAUCCCCCACAUAUCUUCUCUCCCCCCUCUCUGUCUCUAUCCUCCCCCCCUAUCUCUCUCCCCCCUCUUCUGUCCUCUACCCCCCCACUCUCUCGCCCCCGCUCUCUGUCCUCUAUCCCCCAUCUUCUCUCCCCCUCUCGCUGUGCCAUCUAUCCCCCCUAGCUUCUCUCCUCCCUCUCUCUGCCUCUAUCCCCCACCUUCUCUUCCCGCUCCCUCUCUCUGUCCUCUAUCCCCCCCACCUUCUCUCUCCCUCUCUCUUGGUCCUCUAUCCCCCGAUCUUUCUCUCCCCUCUCUCGUCCUCUAUCCCCCCUACCUUCUCUCCCCCUCUCUUCUCUCUGUCCUCUAAUCACGCCCCACCGUCUCUCCCCUCCCCCUCUCUCUGUCCUCUAUCCCCCCACCUUCUCUCCCCCUCUCUGUCCUAUAUCCCCCCUAUCUUCUCGUCCCCUCUCUCUGUCCUCUAAUCCCCCUAUCUUCCUCCCCUCUCUCGGUUCCUCUAAUCCCCCCCCUACCUUCAUCUCCCCCUCUCUCUGUCUCUAUCUCCCCCCACCUUCUCUCCUCCCCCUAUCAGCUUCCCUCUAUCUCCCGCCCAGCUUCUCUCUCUCUCCCCGUCUCUCUGUCCUCUUAUCCCCCUACCUUCUCCCUCCCCCCCCCUCUCUGUCCUCUAUCCCCCCUACCUCCCUCUCCUCCCCCCUCAUCUGUCCUCUAUCCCCCUACCUCUCUCCCCCUCUCUCUGAUCCUCUAUUUUCCCCUAGUCCCUCUCCCCUCUCUCUUCCUCUAUCCCCCUAGACCUUCUCUCCCCCUCUCUCUGUCCUCUAUCCCCACCUCUCUCCCCCCCCUCUUCCUCUGUCCUCUAUCCCCCCAUUUCUCCCCCCUCUCGGUCCUCUACCCCCUCCCCCUCUCCUCUCUGUGCCUCUCUCCCCCCACCUUCUCUCCCUCUCCCUCUCUCUGUCCUCUAUCCCCCCACCUUCCUCUCUCCCUCUCUGGUCCUCUACCCUCCUACCCCCCACCUUCUCGUCCCCCCUCUCUCUGUCCCUCUAUCCCCAGUAUCCCCCCACCUUCUCCUCCGCGCUUCUCUCUCUCCCUCGUCUCUGUCCUCUAUCCCCCUACCUUCUCUCCCCCCUCUCCUCUGUCCUCUCAUUCCCCCCCCCCCCAUCUUCUCUCUCCUCUCUCUGUCCUCUAUCCCCCUACCUUCUCUCCCCUCUCUCUGUCCUCUAUCCCCCCAACCUUCUCUCCCCCCUCUCUGUCCUCUAUCCCCCUACCUUCUCCCCCCUCUCUCUGUCCUCUACCCCCCCACCUUCUCUCCCCCUCGUUGUCCUCUAUACCCCCAACCUUCUCUCUCUCUCCCCUCUCUGUCCUAUAUAUCCCCCCUAUCUCUCUCCCCCUCUCUCUGUCCCUAGCCCCUAUAUUCUCUCCCGCCCCUCUCUCUGUGCCUCUAUCCCUAUCCCCCCUACUUCUCUCCCCCUCCUCUCUGUCCCUCUAUCCCCCCCACCUGCUCUCCCCCUCUCUCUGUCCCUAUCCCACCUAUCUCUCUCCCCCCUCCCUGCUCCUGGUCCUCUAUCCCCCCUACCCGUCCGCUCCCCCUCGCUCUGUCCUCUAUCCCCCCUAUUCCGUUCUCCCCCCCCCCUCAUCUGUCCUCUAUCCCCCCUAUCUUCUCUCCCCCCUCUCUGUCCUCUAUCCCCCUACCUUCUCUCCCCCUCUCUCGUCCUCUAUUUCCCUAUCGCCUCUCUCCCCCUCUCUCUGUCCCCUCUUCCCCCCCUACCUUCUCUCUCCCCCCUCUCUCUGUCCUCUAUCCCCCCCACCAUUCCUCUCCCCUUCUCUGCCCCCUCUCUCUCAUCUGUCCUCUAUCCCUAUCCCCGAAUCCUUCUUCUCCUCCCGCUCGCUCUGUUCCUCUAUCCCCCUAUCUUCUCUCCGCCCUCAUCUAUGUCCUCUAUCCCCCCUACCUCUCACCUUCUCUCCUCCCCUCUCUCUUCCUCUAUCCCCCUACAUUCUCCUCUCCCCCCCGCUCUGUCAUAUAUAUCCCCCCAUCUUUCUCUCCCCCGCCUCUCUCGUACUCUACGCCCCUACUUCUCCCCCCCCUCUCGUGUCAAUAUCCCCCUCCCCCCGUCUUCUCUCCUCCCCCCCUCUCUGUCCUCUAUCCCCCCUACCUUCUCUCCCCCUCUCUGUCCUCUAUCCCCCCUACCUUCUCUCCCCCUCUCUCUGUCCUUUAUCCCCAUCUUCUCUCCCCCUUUCUCUGUCCUCUAUCCCCCCUCCCAUCUCUCUCUCCCUCCAGGUGGUAAGGUGGACGGGGUGGAGUGUACCCUCCCUAAGGACCUGCGAGGGCGGGACAUCCGUGGCGUUCCAGUGGAGAUGUUCAACUACUGCCUCCAACUGGAGGACGAGAACGGGGGAGAAGGGGGGACGCGGAGCGGAGGAAAAGAAGGUUCGUCCCCACCCUGCAGCCGAACUACCGGCUCCGGGGGAACCGGCAGAGCACCCACCUCCGAAUCAGAGGUCCCCGCUGCGGGCGACCUGGUGCCCGUCCCGGACUGUGUGCGGCGGCGCUACCAGCCGGUGAGCGUGCGGAGGGCCAUCGGCACGGUGGUGAUAGCCGGGGUGGUGUGUGGUGUCGUGUGUAUCAUGAUGGUGGGGGCGGCGGCAUACGGAUGCAUCUAUGCCUCGCUCAUGGCCAAGUAUCAACGAGAGCUGAAGAAGAGGCAGCCGCUGAUGGGAGACGGGGAGGGUGACGCAGACCCUGAGGACAAGCAGAUCUCCUCUGUGGCG